AUGGCAUUACCAUCACAACCUGCUGUGACUACAGAGGAACGGAGCUCUUCCGAGUGGUCGAGUUCCUCGCUGAAGGGUGGUCGAACAGCUCGCUUCGCAGAAGCAACCAUGAUUCACUCCCCUUCUAGUCCCGGAGAUAGCGGAAAGUCUCCUUUUGCCGACCCUCCCAGCAAUUCGCAGACGCCCCCUGACGUGUCUGACCUCGGCUUCGGCUAUGUAGCUGCGAGUGACCCUGCUAAGCAUGCCUCGCAUCACGAUAUUCCGGCCAAUGACCAGAAGGGUGCUCUCAAGGUUCCAGGCACUCCAGGCCGGACUUUGAAUCCGUUGAGUCCAACGUUUCGAGAGGAAUUCUUCGUGGAGAAGCAAGAAAAGGUUACGGAAAAGGAAAACCAGAGAGACCUGCGUAUCAAGUUGCGUGUUCGGGUAGCCAAGGUGUUCCUUCGUUUCAUCAACCUUGGCUGCAGUAUGAUUGUCCUUACCAUCCUGGGAACGACAUUGACUGUCUUCAACGCAACGAAGUCACUGCCUGAACGAAACACUUCCCCUCCUUGGGAAUUUGGCACAAAUCCUUGGCCACAAUAUCUGCUUCUAGCCGUUUCAUGUCUCUCCUUGAUUGCCUGCCUUGGUGUCUUCUGGGGCUACUGGAGAGGUGGACGCAGACGUGCACAGAAAUAUGCGGCUUAUUACUCGCUCCUGUCGGUGUUCCUCUUCAUCUUCCAACUAGUCAUGUGGAUUGUUGCCGCCGCAAUCUUUGAACAUUCGAAGGCUACUGGAGAUGACAAAGACCUAUGGGGCUGGGCUUGUGUCCAUAACGAGAGAGAACAACUAUUCAAAGACCAAAUCGACUACGCACUCCUCUGUCGUCUGCAGGACUGGGGGUUGGUCUGUGCCGUCAUUGAGAUCGUCCUCGAAGUCUUUGUCCUCGUAAUUUACGGUGUCAUUUUCUACCGCUUCUGGAGCAAGAGAAAGCUGGCCAGGUCGAUGGACCGUCGAGACAGAGCACGAACAGACCUGUACAUCGCUCAGCUCCGCCAGAACAUGGACCCCAACACGCCCGGAUUUCCCACCAUGCCCAAGGCUCCCUUCGUGUCAACCUCGAUUCCUCAAGACCAGUAUUCUGCUGCUGAGAACGGACAGUUGUGCACAACCCAGUUCGCCACUCCCCCGACUGAUUUCAAAAAGCAGUCGGCGUUCCAGCUUCAGCCGCCCCCGAUUAGGGUGCAGCAGGCAUCUCCACAACCGGUGCAGAGUGAAUUCCCACCGCCACCUGCACCGGCACCGGUUCCAAGCGCUCCUAACCAGCACAUGGGUGCAGCACCCGGCGAACGAACCUAUGAGUCUGUGCCCAUUCCCGGUGCUUAUGCCGGCCCUAUGAGUCCUAGCUUUCCGCACGGAACCCACCAGUAA
Molecule: messenger RNA, 1407 nt
Organism: Aspergillus tubingensis
Lineage: Eukaryota; Fungi; Ascomycota; Eurotiomycetes; Eurotiales; Aspergillaceae
Exons: 3
Coding region: 1-1407 (468 amino acids)
Source: RefSeq, a predicted model, not a curated record